Molecule: messenger RNA, 1215 nt
Organism: Homalodisca vitripennis (glassy-winged sharpshooter)
Lineage: Eukaryota; Metazoa; Arthropoda; Insecta; Hemiptera; Cicadellidae
Product: methionyl-tRNA formyltransferase, mitochondrial-like
Exons: 6
Coding region: 287-1174 (295 amino acids)
Biological process (GO): biosynthetic process; conversion of methionyl-tRNA to N-formyl-methionyl-tRNA
Cellular component (GO): mitochondrion
Molecular function (GO): methionyl-tRNA formyltransferase activity
Source: RefSeq, a predicted model, not a curated record
UAGGCAGACGACAGUGUUGCUUGUUGUGGUCUGUGGAGUCUUCAUUAGGUCGAUGUUGUGAUGUUUUUGUCUUUUGUAGGUUAGAAUUUAUGGGCAAUUGCAACUAGAACUCCACUUUUUUAAACUACACCACGAAUAAAAUCUCGAAAUAGUUUUGAGCACUGUGUUACUAAUUUUAACUAGUAUCACAAUAAAACAUCAGGUGUACAAAGUGUAGUUAGAUUAUAAUCAUUAUUGAUUUUUUGUUACUUAACCUAAAAAGCUAAGUUUCUAGGCUAAUAUUACAAUGAAUUUAGGUUGCUUUAAAACAAUUUAUUGUGUUAGUUUAUUGAAUCCAUUUUCUUCAUUUGUACAAAUUACAAGAGCAGAAGUUUUUGGAAAAUGCUAUCAUCGUUUUAAACGGAACAUUUCAUCUAAUGUCAGUGGCCCCCCUUGGAGAAUAAUAUUUUUUGGUACAGAUGAAUUUGCUUUGAAGAGUGUCCAACCAUUGUGUGCAAAACUUCGCACUGGGACCCUCAUGAGUGACUUGGCGAUUGUGUCGAGACCAGGCUCUGUGGUCCGAGCAUUUGCAGAAGAUGAGAAACUGCCUGUUAUUGAGUGGCCAUUCAACCAUAGUGUGAUCGAGAAUAAGUUUGACCUUGGCAUUGUAGUAUCAUUUGGUCAUUUAAUCCCUAAGGAGAUCAUCAGUGCAAUUCCUUUAGGUAUUCUGAAUGUUCAUGGGAGCUUACUACCGAGGUGGAGGGGAGCCGCACCCAUACUCUACGCAGUAAUGAAUGCUGACCCUGAAACUGGUGUCACUAUCAUGAAGAUAGAACCUCACAAGUUUGACACUGGCAGUAUUGUGAGACAGUACAGGUGUCCAGUAGCUCCUAACGAGACAACGCCUCAGGUCACUGACAGGUUGGCAGUGCAAGGAGCAAGACUACUCAUGGAGUGCGUGAGAGACUUGCCACGGUGCCUGGAGAUGGCAGCACCACAACCUGAAUAUGGGAUCACUUAUGCACCAAGAGUGACAAUGAAACUCUCUUACGUCAACUGGACAACAAUGGGGGCUAAGCAGGUGUACGACCUUCACAGAGCAAUAUCACAUCUAUAUUCUCUCACAACCAGUUGGCAUGGAAUCCAGACUAGGCUUUUAGAUAUAAAACUGGAUCCCACAAACUUCUGCUUCUAGUCCAAAGACAGUAUCAGAAUCUUCAAAAACAGUCGGCUCUU